GUCUUAUCGAUAAUAAUGACAUCAUCACUCACCUCUUUUUAAUCCAACUCCUACUCAUUCAUACCACAUUCUUCUCCCUUCCUUCUUCUCUCCCUCAAUAGAUAACUGUCGGUGAGCUGCCAUGGCGCCUGAGAAGGUGACCGAAAUGAUCCUAUAUGUUGAUCUCAAAUGCUCCGGCUGCUACAAGAAAGUGAAGAAGGUCACCGGCAAAAUGCCCCAAAUAAGGGACCAAGUAUUUGAUGUGGACAAGAAUGAGGUGAGGAUCAAGGUGGUAUGUUGUAGCCCGGAGAACAUUCGUGACAAGCUUUGUUACAAGGGUGGAGGUGCAAUUCAGAGCAUAGAGAUUGUGGAAAAGCCGAAAGCACCUCCUGGUGACAAGCCAAAAGAACCUGCUAAGCCAGCAGCCGACAAGCCUAAAGAGCCCGAGAAGCCAAAGCCAGCGGCUGACAAGCCAAAAGAGACUACUAAGCCGCCAGUCGACAAGCCUAAAGAGCCCGAGAAGCCAAAGCCGGCAGCUGACAAGCCUAAAGAGCCUGAGAAGGCUAAGCCGGCAGCCGACAAGCCAAAAGAUCCCGAGAAGGCUAAGCCAGCAGCCGACAAGCCUAAAGAGCCCGAGAAGCCUAAGCCGGCAGCCGACAAGCCUAAAGAACCCGAAAAGGCUAAGCCGGCAGCUGACAAGCCUAAAGAGCCCGAGAAGCCUAAGCCGGCAGCCGACAAGCCUAAGGAGGCCCAACCUGCUGACAAGCCCAAGGAGGCCGAAAAGCCCAAACCAGCUGAUAAGCCAAAGGACUCAGGCAAGCCACCGGAACCCGAGAAGGCUAAACCUAAAGAAGCAGAUAAACCAAACCCACCCAAGGAAGGACCAAUAACGGUGGGCGCGGGUCCAAACCCUGAAGUGGCAAAGAUGGUCUACGAGCCGGUACACGGCUAUCCACAAAUGUACCCAUUAUCCGGUUACCCGAUGGUGGGAUACGGGCAACACUAUGAUCAUUAUUACGGCGAUGCACCAUUUCAGAAUGGGUAUGGGACGCUGGUAGCACCACAACCACCACCAAGUUAUGGCGGGUUCGGAUACGGAUAUGAAAACGGGUAUAACGGGUACAAUGAUAACCGAAGCCACUAUGCAAGUAAUGAUUAUGGAGGUGAAGGAGAGGAUGGUGAAGGUUGUUCAAUUAUGUAAACCGGUGGGUGGUGGUUGUAGGGUGGUCACUUUCAUGGUGAAACAAAUCUUCAUUAUGAUGUUUGGAUCAUCUUUCAUGUGCAAAAACUUAUAAAGUUGCCAAAUAAUGAAUGAUGCAAGUUGUAUAUUUAGUCGGUUAUAAAAGACGUUGUCUUGUCUUGAUAAAGACGUGAGAAUUCAAUCAAAAUUCUUUUGGUUAAUUAUUA
This is a messenger RNA of Helianthus annuus (common sunflower), 1386 nucleotides long. Its product is annotated as pollen-specific leucine-rich repeat extensin-like protein 1. The transcript has 3 exons. Bases 122 to 1180 code for a protein of 352 amino acids. The record is from RefSeq and is a predicted model, not a curated record. Gene Ontology annotation, molecular function: metal ion binding. NCBI's taxonomy places the organism in Eukaryota, Viridiplantae, Streptophyta, Magnoliopsida, Asterales, Asteraceae.